Dicentrarchus labrax (European seabass) is the source of this 1507-nucleotide messenger RNA. It is a transcript of the gene etfa, whose product is annotated as electron transfer flavoprotein subunit alpha. Gene Ontology annotation, molecular function: electron transfer activity; flavin adenine dinucleotide binding. The transcript is spliced from 12 exons. NCBI's taxonomy places the organism in Eukaryota, Metazoa, Chordata, Actinopteri, Moronidae. The record is from RefSeq and is a predicted model, not a curated record. Gene Ontology annotation, cellular component: mitochondrion. The coding region runs from base 86 to 1084 and encodes 332 amino acids.
CGAGAACUCCUCGCAAACGUCAGAUGACCUGUGGCACAGUUGUGUCUCUGCAGCACUGAGGAGCAAGCAGCCAGAAGAGUCCAAGAUGAACCGAGCUUUAAACAAAACCAGUCUGAAACAAUUGACUGGUCUCCUACAAAGGUUCCAGAGCACCUUGGUAGUUGCAGAGCACAACAAUGACAAGCUGACCCCUAUUACACUCAGUGCCAUCACUGCUGCCAGUAAGCUGGGCGGAGACGUGUCUUGUCUGGUUGCUGGAACAAACUGUGCAAAGGUUGUGGAACAAAUCAGCAAAGUCCAAGGUGUGAAGAAGGUUUUGGUUGCCCAACAUGAUUCCUACAAAGGUUUCAUGCCAGAGGAGUUGACUCCACUUAUCCUGGCAACACAAAAGCAAUUCAGUUUCACCCACAUCUGUGCUGGUGCGUCUGCCUUCGGAAAAAACCUGCUUCCCAGAGUGGCUGCCAAGUUGGAUGUUGCUCCAGUUUCAGAUAUUAUUGAGAUCAAGUCUCCAGACACUUUUGUCAGAGCCAUUUAUGCUGGAAAUGCUCUCAGCACUGUGAAAUGUAAUGAAGCGAUCAAGGUCUUCACAGUCAGAGGGACAUCCUUUGAGGCAGCUCCAACAGAGGGAGGAACUGCUGCAUCAGAAGAUGUUGCUGCUUCUUCUGCCACUGGAAUUUCUGAGUGGUUGGAACAGAAUCUGACAAAGAGUGACCGCCCAGAGCUGACCAGCGCUAAGGUUGUGGUGUCAGGAGGAAGGGGCUUGAAGAGUGGAGAUAACUUCAAGCUGCUUUAUGACCUUGCCGACAAACUGAAUGCUGCAGUUGGUGCAUCCAGAGCUGCAGUGGAUGCUGGGUAUGUCCCGAAUGACAUGCAGGUUGGACAGACAGGCAAGAUUGUAGCCCCGGACUUGUACAUUGCUGUUGGUAUCUCCGGAGCUAUUCAACACCUGGCUGGAAUGAAAGAUAGCAAGAUUAUUGUCGCAAUCAACAAGGACCCAGAGGCUCCCAUUUUCCAGGUGGCUGACUAUGGCUUGGUUGCUGAUCUUUUCAAGGUUGUUCCUGAAAUGAGUGCAGCGCUGAAGUAAGGAGAAACAAAGUCCCACCAAAUGUCCAUCACACAGCUGGAACUUGGAGUAAGAAGACUUCGGGAACAGGAGCACAUAGCCCACUGCCUUAAUACAUGUCUGAAGCGUUUGUGUGGAGAAAUAAUUUCCAACAUCUGGAAACAGAACACUAUCAAUCUAGAAAUAAAUGCCAGUUUUUAAUAAAUACAAGCAUUAAAUAUCAAUGAAUAUGGUUGUACUAAACAUGGGGCGUGGUAUGUCAUGCCUCUAGUAGUACUGUUUGUAAUUUGUAUUUAAUUUUCUGGUACAGUAAAGGACAUCUUUGGGACUUGGCUUUAGAUGUGUGACUGUUGUGGUUGACUGUAAGAUGUAGCUCUUCAUGCUAACCUAGUAGUGUGUACUUAAUGAGAUGCUCUUGGAAAUAAAAUGACAACUACUAGUUUU